This is a messenger RNA of Mercenaria mercenaria, 2733 nucleotides long. RefSeq names its product trichohyalin-like. Bases 250 to 2733 code for a protein of 827 amino acids. NCBI's taxonomy places the organism in Eukaryota, Metazoa, Mollusca, Bivalvia, Venerida, Veneridae. The record is from RefSeq and is a predicted model, not a curated record. The transcript has a single exon.
CUGAAGUGGUAAACACUUACAUUACUAUGAGUGAAAUACAUAUUCUGUGAAAGUGAAAUAUCUUCAGUGAUAAACAUUUAUAAGUGAAAUAUAUUACUGAGAGUGAAGUAUAUAGUCUAUAUAUGAAUGUGAUAGUGUGUAUUGUGUGUUUAUGUUAACUAAAGUGUUCUUUAAUGUGAAAUUGAUGUGAAUUGACUACUGUGCGUGAAAAAUAGAAUUGUGUUGAAACAAAUAGUUCAUAAAGGAAGGAUGGCUCAAUAUAUGUCAGAUAGAGAACUCAGAUUAAGGAGAAGAGAAAUUCAAAAGGAUGAUGAGGAGAGGAAACGAAAAGAACAAUUAGAAAUAGAACUAAUGGAAAAAGAACUUGAACUAAUAAGAAAACAAAGAGAGCAACUGAGACUGAAUAGACAAAGGGAGAGAAUAACAGGAGUAGAUGAUAUAGAUGUUCAACAUAUGGAAACUGUUAACCAUAGAGAAAGAUAUGGAGAAAUUGCCAAUAGAACUGAGGAUCUUGAUGGAAGUUAUAUAGGAGAAGAGUUUCCUGAACACGGAGAAACUGAUAACACGGAGUUCAACGUAGUUGAUGAAACAGGAUUUGAGGAGGAAUAUAUCUCACACAAUUCAACUCAUAUACUUGAGACAGAAGUGAUUCAGAACAAAGAUGAUAACGAUAACAUGAAUGAAAGUCAUGAUAUCAGUGCUGAGAUUGAACAAUUGAAUACAUUUUUAAGUGAGUUAAAUGGUCCAGAUCAGGAGCAAACUUUCUCAAAAGUGACAGAACAAUAUACACAAGAUAAAGGAUACAUCUAUAGAGAAAGCCCAGCCAGAAUAAAUAGGAAAAAUCCGACAGUAAGCUUCACGGACAUGAGGCAGGAUUAUACAAAUAAAGGAAUACAAAGCCAAGAUAAAGGAGAAUUACAAAAAGAUAGUUAUAGAAAACAUAAAGUCUUAAGAAAGGAAGGGGAUGAAAGGAGAACACCCAUGUCUGAUGGUAGCAAGUAUUUGGACCAGAUAAGAUCUCAUAGAGCAAAAACAGAUGACAAGUCUGAGAAAUCACGGCAGUACAAGGAAAAGGAGGCCAUAGAAGAAAGAAUUAAACAGAAAGAAAGGGAAAUGCAACUAUUGAAACAAGAAGAAAGUAUGAGAGAAAGGAAAGCCACUGAAAGAUUAGAAAAGAAAGAGUAUGAGUUGGACAAACUGAUAGCUGAGCAAGAAGAGUAUCAAAGGAAGUUAGUUGUAAGACAGAAAGAGCAAGAGUUAGAGUUUUUGAUGGAGAAGAAAAGAUUAUCAGAUGAAGUGGAAUCAUUUAAGCAGCAAUUAAAUGAGGACAUGUUAAGAAAAGAAACAGAAAUGAGACAAAGGCAUGACAUGAUAGAGGAGAUAGUAAGGAAAGAUAUGGAAAUGAGAAUUAAAAAAGAAAUGGAGGAAAGUAUCAGAAAAGAAUUGGAAGUAAAAAUGCAAAAUGAUACAAAGGAGGAGCGACGAAAUCAGGAGGAAUCGGAAAGAAGGAAGAUGUUAGAUAGUGAAAGAGAAAUGGAAGCAAGAAACCGAAAGGAAAUAGAAGAAAGAAGAAGAAAAAGGGAAGAAAGAGAGAAAGCAUUGAAAUUAAGGAGAGAGAAGCAAAAGGAGGAGGAAGAUGAGCUGAUGAAAAGCAUACAGAAACUUAAAGUUAGAGAGGAGGAAGUAAAUGCUGAACAAGAGACGGAAAGUACUGAUGAUGAAGAAGGCAAAGAAAUAGAGGAGAGGAUAAGACGAUUAAGGGAAGAAAAAGAAAGCUUGGAAAAGAAACAUAAAGAGAGAAGUGGGAAAGCAAAGGAUGAUAAAAAGGAGCAGAAAGAUGAAGAAGAUACGAGAAGAUUACUCAGCAAGCCCAAAAUACCACAGUUUGACGGAAACCAGUUUGAAGAAUGGAAAUUGGAAAUAACAAGUCUCAUUGAAACAAAGCUUUACAAGGAAUACAUACUGGCCCAAGCCGUAAGAAAUUCGAUAACAGGAAAAGCAAGAAAAGUUCUACUGACUCUGAAACCAUCAGCUUCCACUAAGGAGAUACUGAAGAAAAUGGAGGACAUCUAUGGAAAUAUUAGAAGUGGAGAUUCCAUCAUACAUGAUUUUUACUCGGCAAAACAGACCAGAGGAGAGCCGUGUUCAGAAUGGGGUGUUAGAAUAGAGACUCUAUUUUAUCAAGCACUGGAGAGAGGUGAAAUAGAAGAAUCAAGAAAGGAUUCAAAGUUAAAAGAGCGAUUUUGGAGAGGACUUUUAUCUGAGAAAAUAAAGAUAGCUACAAGAUCAGCAUAUGAAUCCUCAGGAUCAUUUGAUACCCUUCGAAAGAAAGCAAGGAUUGAAGAAUUAGAAAUAGAAAGCGAAAUUUUACCAUCAGAACAUGGAGUGAAAGAUUCAGAUGUCAAGUCAGUGAUUCGAAAUAUUCCAGAACAAGUGAAUACACACCAACCAAUACGUAGAGCAGAAGAAACGAACGCAAAGAUGGAUGAACUAUUGAAAAAGAUGAUGGAAUUAGAGAAAGAAAUCAGAGACAUAAAAAGUAACCGGAGUGGAAAUACAGAGAGUAAAAGAGGAACAGGCGGAUACAGACCACGACCAUAUGGAAGGCCUUAUAGAUGGAGACGGUAUGGAGAUGAUAGAAGUGUUGAUGAUAAUCCGAAGAAGUCGGAGGAAAAGAAGAAGGAAACCCCACCAAAAGAACACUCAUCAGAGUUUUGUAUGACAGAUCAAUGA